AUGUUUCUCCACUUCCUGGUAUUCUGUCUGGUUUACCUGGCUGAGGCUCAAUCGACUUUCCAGCAAGUCACAAACGAAACCAGCGUCAAUUUCCAGUCCAUUACAGUACCCGGUGGAUUUACGUCGCUACGCGACGCCUUCCAAAUGUGCAAUUCCACUCAACUCUGCGUGUAUGUGCGCUGCUGCUAUUAUUCCGCGAUUUCUGAGCCUCUUUUUAAAUUAGGAACAAUUGGCGGAGCCGAGACUGCUGCCGAUGGGUGUAAAACAUACGAAAAGCACACUACCGCCGGAUCGUGUACAAACGCGAAAAAUGGAGACCCUACUGAAAUGAAAGAUGAUGAA
Mesorhabditis spiculigera is the source of this 342-nucleotide messenger RNA. The record is from the annotation of a GenBank genome assembly. NCBI's taxonomy places the organism in Eukaryota, Metazoa, Nematoda, Chromadorea, Rhabditida, Rhabditidae.